UUUCCCUGGCGGGGGUUUUGGUGAGCAGGCUGGGCCGGGAACUGCUGUGAGUUAUUAGCUCGCGGUAUUGCAGACUCUGAGAGGAGGGGACCCGGUUCCUGGGUGAGUGUCCAGGCAUGCCAGCGGAACGGCCCGUGGGCAGCGGCGGCUCACAAACUCCAGAAAUGGUUGAACAAUUAGACACUGCCGUGAUUACCCCAGCCAUGCUAGAAGAGGAAGAACAGCUCGAAGCUGCUGGACUAGAGAGAGAGCGGAAGAUGCUGGAAAAGGCUCGCAUGUCUUGGGAUAGAGAGUCGACAGAAAUUCGGUACCGUCGACUUCAACAUUUGCUUGAAAAAAGCAAUAUCUACUCCAAAUUUUUAUUGACGAAAAUGGAACAGCAACAAUUGGAGGAACAGAAGAAGAAAGAAAAAUUGGAGAGAAAAAAGGAGUCUUUAAAAGUUAAAAAGGGUAAAAAUUCAAUUGACACAAGUGAAGAGAAGCCAGUCAUGAGAAAGAAAAGAGGAAGAGAAGAUGAAUCAUACAAUAUUUCAGAGGUCAUGUCAAAAGAGGAAAUUUUGUCUGUGGUUAAAAAAAAUAAAAAGAAUGAGGAUGAAAACUCCUCUUCUACUAAUCUCUGUGUAGAGGAUCUUCAGAAAAAUAAAGAGUCGAAUAGUAUAAUUAAAGAUAGAUUGUCUCAAACGGUUAGGCAGAAUGCGAAAUUCUUUUUUGACCCAGUCCGGAAAUGUAAUGGUCAGCCAGUGCCUUUUCAACAACCAAAGCACUUCACAGGAGGAGUUAUGCGAUGGUACCAAGUAGAAGGCAUGGAAUGGCUUAGGAUGCUUUGGGAAAAUGGAAUUAAUGGCAUUUUAGCAGAUGAAAUGGGAUUGGGAAAGACAGUUCAGUGCAUUGCUACAAUUGCAUUGAUGAUUCAGAGAGGAGUACCAGGACCUUUUCUUGUCUGUGGCCCAUUAUCUACACUUCCUAACUGGAUGGCUGAGUUCAAAAGAUUUACACCAGAUAUCCCUACUAUGUUAUAUCAUGGAACCCAGGAGGAACGUCAAAAAUUGGUAAGGAAUAUUCACAAACGGCAAGGGACUCUGCAGAUUCAUCCUGUGGUGGUUACAUCAUUUGAAAUAGCCAUGAGAGACAGAAAUGCAUUACAGCAUUGCUAUUGGAAAUACUUAAUAGUAGAUGAAGGACACAGGAUUAAGAAUAUGAAGUGCCGUCUAAUCAGGGAGUUAAAACGAUUCAAUGCUGAUAACAAACUUCUUUUGACUGGUACUCCCUUGCAAAACAAUUUAUCAGAACUUUGGUCAUUGCUAAACUUUUUGUUGCCAGAUGUAUUUGAUGACUUGAAAAGCUUUGAGUCUUGGUUUGACAUCACCAGUCUUUCUGAAACUGCUGAAGAUAUUAUUGCUAAAGAAAGAGAACAGAACGUAUUGCAUAUGCUGCACCAGAUUUUAACACCUUUCUUGUUGAGAAGACUAAAGUCUGAUGUUGCUCUUGAAGUUCCUCCUAAACGAGAAGUAGUUGUUUAUGCGCCACUUUCAAAGAAACAAGAGAUCUUUUAUACAGCCAUUGUGAACCGUACAAUUGCAAACAUGUUUGGAUCCAGUGAGAAAGAAACAGUUGAGUUAAGUCCUACUGGUCGACCAAAACGGCGAACUAGAAAAUCAAUAAAUUACAGCAAAAUAGAUGAUUUCCCUAAUGAAUUGGAAAAAUUGAUGAGUCAAAUACAGCCAGAGGUGGACCGAGAAAGAACUGUUGUGGAAGUGAAUAUCCCUGUAGAAUCUGAAGUUAAUCUGAAGCUGCAGAAUAUAAUGAUGCUACUUCGCAAAUGUUGUAAUCAUCCAUAUUUGAUUGAGUAUCCUAUAGACCCUGUUACACAAGAGUUU
Cebus imitator (Panamanian white-faced capuchin) is the source of this 1877-nucleotide messenger RNA. RefSeq names its product lymphoid-specific helicase. Gene Ontology annotation, cellular component: nucleus; pericentric heterochromatin. NCBI's taxonomy places the organism in Eukaryota, Metazoa, Chordata, Mammalia, Primates, Cebidae. Gene Ontology annotation, biological process: lymphocyte proliferation; pericentric heterochromatin formation; DNA methylation-dependent constitutive heterochromatin formation. The transcript has 2 exons. Gene Ontology annotation, molecular function: ATP-dependent chromatin remodeler activity; ATP binding; chromatin binding. The record is from RefSeq and is a predicted model, not a curated record. The annotation marks the transcript as partial.